Suncus etruscus (white-toothed pygmy shrew) is the source of this 1985-nucleotide messenger RNA. RefSeq names its product acidic nuclear phosphoprotein 32 family member A (gene ANP32A). Gene Ontology annotation, cellular component: nucleus; perinuclear region of cytoplasm. Gene Ontology annotation, biological process: regulation of apoptotic process; nucleocytoplasmic transport. The record is from RefSeq and is a predicted model, not a curated record. The coding region runs from base 31 to 786 and encodes 251 amino acids. NCBI's taxonomy places the organism in Eukaryota, Metazoa, Chordata, Mammalia, Eulipotyphla, Soricidae. Gene Ontology annotation, molecular function: histone binding. The transcript is spliced from 7 exons.
GCGAGGAGCGCGAUCGAGGGACGGCGAGCGAUGGAGAUGGACAAGCGGAUCCAUUUGGAGCUGCGGAACAGGACGCCCUCGGAUGUGAAAGAGCUCGUCCUGGACAACUGUCGGUCGAAUGACGGCAAAAUUGAGGGCCUGACAGACGAAUUUGAGGAACUGGAGUUCUUAAGUACAAUCAACGUCGGCCUCAGCUCAGUUGCAAACUUACCAAAGUUAAACAAACUUAAGAAGCUUGAACUAAGUGAUAACAGAGUCUCAGGGGGCCUGGAAGUAUUGGCAGAAAAAUGUCCGAACCUCACGCAUCUAAAUUUAAGUGGCAACAAAAUUAAAGACCUCAGCACAAUUGAACCACUGAAAAAGUUAGAAAACCUCAAGAGCUUAGAUCUAUUCAAUUGUGAAGUGACCAACCUGAACGACUACCGAGAAAACGUGUUCAAGCUCCUCCCGCAGCUCACGUACCUCGAUGGCUAUGACCGGGAUGACAAGGAAGCGCCAGACUCGGAUGCUGAGGGCUACGUGGAGGAGGGUCUGGAUGACGACGACGAGGAGGAUGAGGACGAAGAAGAAUAUGAUGAAGAUGCUCAUCCAGUAGAAGAUGAGGAGGACGAGGAUGAGGAAGAGGAAGGUGAAGAGGAGGAUGUGAGUGGUGAAGAGGAGGAAGAGGAGGAAGGCUAUAAUGAUGGGGAAGUAGACGACGAGGAAGAGGAAGAAGAACCAGGUGAAGGAGAGAGGGCGCCAAAACGAAAACGAGAGCCUGAAGAUGAGGGUGAAGAAGAUGACUAAAUGAAAUAACCUAUUUUGGAAAAAAAAUUCCUAUUGUGAUUUGACUGUUUUUACCCGUAACCCCUCCCCCCAAAUCCCGCCCCCCGAAACUUAUUUUUUUCUGAUUGUAACAGUUGCUGUGGGAACGAGAGGGGAAAAGUGUACUGGGGGUUGUGGGGGGAGGGAAGGGGAGGGGGUGGAAUAAAAGACUAUUUUUACUGCCACUCUUUAUUUUUUUCCCCCCUCCCCUCCUUUUUCUUUGUGUCUGGUUUGGUCCCUAUAAUUGAGAAAGCUGAAGAACGCAUCCAGUGAGCAUCUGCUUGCUCCUUUCUCUCAGGAUGCUCAUGAGGUCCCCUACAUUUCCUGGUGUUGCCCGAGUUUCUGAAGGGAGUGGGGAGGCCCUGGCUGGCCCCGGUUUGGUUUCUCAAAGCCCAGGAGGGGCUGAGCUCCAGCCACGACCUACCUCUUGUCCUGGGUCCCCAUGAUCUCAGCAGUUCAUGGGUUUGCUAAAGGCCUACGGUGCCCUGGUUUGUAAAUAGGAACCUCAAGGCAUGUUUUGGCACUGGUGUGUUGGGGGGGGAGAAUCCCCGACUCUCAUCCCCCUUUCCUCUCAGAGAUAGUGGUGGGCUCCACUCUUCCAAGAACAUGAGAGUCCUCAUCAUAGUUGUGCGUCAGAGAGCUGGAAAGGGUGGGCCCCUAACUUAGGGGUCACGUGGAUCUGGCAAUUGGUAUUCCCAGAGAACAUUGCAGACCCUCAGACACAGCCUCUUUAACAGGUCUCAAAACAACUGUCCUCUUUGUUCUAUGAAAUAUUAGAGCGCUUUGUAUUCUGCACUGCACAGAAAGUCCUUUCACCUGUACGCCUGUGUUUUACUCCUUUUAACAAACCUGAGUGCAGGCCAUGGCAUUGCCUCAUGUUGGCAGGGGGUUCUUUUUCAUACACCCAAGCAUGGGAUAAAAAAAAAGAACGCAAAAUUGUAUUUUCUUACCUAGUGGAAAUUCUGAAAUGACUGCAAAUCCCUAGUGAAUGUACAGGUCUGUUUCCCUGUCCCUCUUCUGGAUCGCUUUGGAAGUGGCGUGUCAUUUCCCAGCCUGCGUCUCAUCUGUACAAAACAACAUCUAUACCGGGUUUUCUCCGCACCCCCCCUCAGAAGAGCCAAACUUUGAGUUUUAUGUCUGUUUGUCAUUGAUAAAUUUCAAUAAAUCUUUUUAUACAAGUU